This is a messenger RNA of Coffea arabica (coffee), 2333 nucleotides long. The record is from RefSeq and is a predicted model, not a curated record. NCBI's taxonomy places the organism in Eukaryota, Viridiplantae, Streptophyta, Magnoliopsida, Gentianales, Rubiaceae.
UUCAGUUGUCAUUUGUAUUGUUUAGGAUGUGAUUAGCUAUGUGGAGAAAGUAUUUUGUGCUAAUAGCAUGACCAACCAAGUAGAUAAUGGAAGCUCAUUGCAUCAACCUACUAUGGUGUCAAAAUCUGCUUCAUUUUCUGCUACAAUUCCUGGUGCCUCAAAUUCUGAUUCAGCUUCUUCUGCAAAUGUUUUGGAAAGUUCGUUAUCUAGAACUUUAUCAGAAGAGGCACUUGAGGAUGAAUCAUUGCAGUUACUAUCAUCCCUGGAUAUUGGUGGAGAGAAUCUGCCAAGACCAUCUAGUCUCCAAUCUUCAAAUGAUGUUUCAAGGACUCAAACUGACGAUUCUAUCUCAACGGUUGAUCUCAGGCUUAAGUUGCAUCUUUACAAAGUCAGUUUUCUGCUCCUUACCAGAAAUAUCAAGGCAGCUAAGCGUGAAGUUAAGAUGGCUAUGAAUAUAGCGCGCGGCAAAGAUUAUACAUGGGCACUUUAUCUGAAGUCGCAGCUUGAGUAUGCUCGGGGAAAUCACCGUAAAGCGUGCAAGCUUUUGAUGGCAUCAAGUAAUCUAACAGAAAUCGGAAUUUCUAGCAUGUAUUACAACAACUUUGGCUGCAUCUUUUAUCGUCUUGGGAAAUAUCACGCAUCAAGUGUAUUCUUUUCCAAAGCAUUGCGUUACAGGUCAACUUUGUUGAAGGAGAAACCUGUAAAGCUAGCAACUUUCUCACAGGUUAAGUCUUGGCAGAUGGCAUAUAACUCUGGUCUGUCGCUCUUGUCUUGUGGGAAACCAAUACAUGCUGCUCAAUGUUUUUACAAGGCUGGUCUAACUUACUACAACAGGCCUCUCCUGUGGCUGAGAAUUGCGGAGUGCUGCCUUAUGGCACUGGAGAAGGGGCUUUUGAAGUCCAAUUACUCUAGUCCAUCUGAUGGCUCUGAUGUUAAAGUUCAUGUUGUUGGUAAGGGAAAAUGGAGGCAACUUGCACUGGAAGAUGGGGUUUCAAGAACUGGGAAGUUUGAUUCUGUUGGGAGAGAUGAUUUUUCUUUCGGCAACGGUAGACUGCCCGAGUUGUCAAUGUCCCUUGCUCGGCAAUGUCUUUUAAAUGCAUUGCACUUGCUUGAAAGCUCUGAUUCAAAAUAUUUGAAGUCUGGUUUGCUUUCUGAUUCUGCUGCUGAAGGAAGUGAAUCAGGAGACUCGUCGUCUUCCAAGGCCACAAACUACAAGAAUCUAGCAGGUGGUGAUCCAAAAUUAUUGAAUGCAGCAGUAGGCUCAGGGCAGGCCAACACAAAUGGGGAGGUAAAAGAGCAAAAGGGUGGAAAUGGUCAAAACACUUCUCUGCUAAACUCUGUGAGUGAUUAUGAAGAUAUUUGUAGGAAAGAGAACCAAAUGAUCGAACAAGCUCUUCUAGCUGAUAUGGCAUACGUAGAGUUAGAACUAGAAAACCCACUAAAGGCUUUGUCAACAGCAAAGUCUCUUUUGAAACUUUUCGAGUGUUCCAAAAUAUACGUCUUUCUGGGUCACUUGUAUGAAGCUGAAGCUCUAUGCCUGCUGAACCGGCCAAAGGAAGCUGCUGAGCAUUUGUCCGUCUAUGUGACUGGUGGAAGCAAUGUUCAACUGCCAUACAGCCAAGAUGAUUUGGAAAAGUGGAGUGUGAAAAAGAUAGUGGAUUUUGAGGAACCGAAUGGUGGGCCUUCAUCUGUUAAUGCAUCGUCUUCUGAUGAAUUUCAAGGUUUUACGUUCCUCAAGCCUGAAGAAGCUCGUGGAACUAUUUGUGCUAAUUUAGCUCUCCUGGCCGCAGAACUGGGGGAUCCUGGGCUGGUCCAAGAUGUUAUGCAAGCGACAGCUUCGGCACUAAACAGUCCCCACGUUAUUCUUGCUACUGUUUACUUGGAUCUUCUGCAGGGGAAGACACAAGAUGCUCUUGCCAAGUUGAAACAGUGUAAUCGUAUUAGAUUCCUUCCUGGUAGAUCGACGCUGGAUGGCUCUAGUUGAUGGUCCGGGUUGUAUUGAUGGUUCUUGUCAGUUUUAUUCAACCUAUUUCUUAAUUCGAAUCAGCAGGUAGGUUAGCAAUCCUUUGAAGGGAGGAUUUGUAACAUAUAUAUAGUUCAAAUCAGGAAAUAAGUUUUUAACUUUCGAUUUUUUUGUUUCUCAAAAAUUUUCCUUGGUAGGCUGUAGUAAUAGGUGGUGUAGCUGAGAUUAUUUGAUUGUCUCAGAUGCCCACCUAAAAGAUUUGAGAUGUAGUUUUGAUUCAGGUGAUUGUGUUUUAGAGCCUAACGUAGUUCAGCUUUGAAUUUGUAGAGAAUGUGUCAUUGAGAGAUGAAUCAAAGAAAUUUUCAGUUUA